GCGCCUGUGUCACGGGGUAGCGGGGGCUCGGCCCGGUGGCUGGUGCCGGACUGUGCCCGCACCCCGCCGGGGCGAAGGCGGCGGUGACGCUGCCCGGCCUUUGUCGGGGCCGGCAGGGGGGUGAGCGGCCUUCCCUUUCCUGACAUGGUGUGAGGUGCCCGCCGGGUGGCUGCUCGGCGCCCCCUGGUUUCCUCAGCCCCAGCCCUCCGGUGUGGUGCUCAGCGAGGCGCUGUGGGCGCCAGGCUGGCCCCGGCUCCCCUCCUGCCGCGAUAGGCCGCUAGAGCGGCGGUCCGGCUGGCCUGGGGUCCGCGCCCGCUCCGGGUGCCUCCGGCCAGGCAGGGGCUUUGCACGGCCAAAGGUUAAAAUGAAUGUUGGUGUCCCAGAUAAUUGGCAUAUUGGGGAGAAAUGCCUUGCCCCUUGUCUUGAAAAUGGGAAACUUCAUGAAGGAACAAUAUCCUCUAUUGAAAAGGACAAGAAUGGAAAAUCAUUUGCUGUUGUAUCAUUCUCGGAGUCUGAAGAAAGGAAAAUAUUAAUAACUAAACUUUGUAGAGUCAAAGACAGAAGAGAACCCUGGAAAAGCUCAAUAUUUGAUGAUGGUGAUCUGGAAAAGCCUUGUUUUCCUGGCCAAAAUCUUCCGUCUCCUGCAGUUGCUUUUAAAUUAUCUGACAAUGGUGAUUUUAUUCCAUAUACAAUUAACAGAUACCUGCGUGAUUAUCAAAGGGAAGGAGUCCAAUUUCUGUAUGGACAUUAUGCUAAUAAAAGGGGGUGUAUUCUUGGAGAUGAUAUGGGCCUUGGAAAGACAAUACAGGUCAUUUCGUUUUUGGCUGCAGUAUUGCACAAAAAGGGAACACGUGAAGAUAUUGAAAAUAAUAUGCCAGAAUUUUUACUGAGGACAAUGAAAAAAGAACCAAAGUGUAACCCCAAGAAGACUUUCCUCAUAGUGGCCCCUCUUUCAGUGCUGUACAACUGGAAGGAUGAGUUAGACGCAUGGGGAUACUUUAAGAUCUCUGUCUUACAUGGCAGUAAAAAAGAUGAUGACUUGAGUCGCAUCAAGCAAGGGAAGUGUGAAGUUGCCCUUACAACAUAUGAGAUACUUCGCCUGUAUUUGGAUGAAUUUAACAGUGUAGAAUGGUCUGCUGUAAUAGUGGAUGAAGCACACAGAAUCAAGAAUCCAAAGGCUCAAAUAACUCAAACCAUGAAGUCAUUAAAAUGCAGUGUUCGCAUUGGCCUUACUGGAACCAUUCUUCAGAACGAUAUGAAGGAACUUUGGUGUGUUAUGGACUGGGCUGUACCAGGACUUUUGGGUAGCAGAGCACACUUCAAGAAGAAGUUUUCUGAUCCAGUGGAGCAUGGCCAGAGGCACACUGCAACUAAAAGAGAGCUAGCAACAGGUCGUAAGGCCAUGGUGGAGCUAGCAAGAAAAAUGUCUGGCUGGUUUCUGAGGCGAACCAAAGCACUUAUCAGUGAUCAGUUGCCAAAAAAGGAAGACAGAAUCGUGUACUGUUACCUGACCGAAUUCCAGAAAGCAGUGUACCAGGCUGUGCUAGAGACAGAGGAUGUGAGCUUAGUAUUACAAGCAGGAGAGCCCUGCAGCUGCAACAGCGGCCGUAAAAGAAAGAACUGUUGUUACAAAGAAAAUGCUUAUGGUGAAACAAUUAAGUCACUGCGCUUCAGUUACCUGACAAUCCUACAGAAGGUUGCAAAUCAUGCUGCACUGCUGCAGACAGACAACACUAGCAAGCAGCAGGAAGCACAUAUCAAACGGGUGUGCAGCCAAGUGUUUUCCAGUUUUCCAGAUUUUGUGCAGUUAAGCAAAGAUGCAGCUUUUGAAACAAUUUCAGAUCCAAAGUACAGUGGAAAAAUGAAGGUCCUUCAGCAGCUUUUAAAUCACUUCCGAAGAAACAAGGAUAAAGUUCUUCUUUUCUCCUUUUCCACAAAGUUGCUGGAUGUGCUGGAACAAUACUGUAUGGCGUCUGGGCUAGAUUACCGAAGACUUGAUGGAAAUACGAAAUCAGAAGAUAGAAUGAGAAUUGUAAGAGAGUUCAACAGCAUUCAAGAAAUUAACAUAUGUCUUGUAUCUACAAUGGCUGGUGGACUAGGUCUUAAUUUUGUUGGUGCCAAUGUUGUUAUAUUGUUUGAUCCUACAUGGAACCCAGCAAAUGAUCUUCAAGCUAUUGACAGAGCUUAUAGGAUUGGCCAAUACAAACCUGUUAAAGUGUUUAGACUGAUAUCCUUGGGAACUGUGGAGGAGAUGAUGUACUUGCGGCAAGUUUAUAAACAGCAACUUCACUGUGCGGUGGUUGGAAGUGAAAAUGCCAAGCGGUAUUUUGAGGCAGUGCAAGGAUCAAAGGAACAUCAAGGAGAGCUUUUUGGGAUCCAUAACCUUUUCAAACUCAGGACUCAUGGGUCCUGUCUUACCAAAGACAUCCUGGAGAGGGAAGGGCAAGUAGAAGCAGGAGUCAUAACAGCAACUACGUGGCUAAAGGAAGAGACUUCUCCAUGCAGCUCAGAAAAGUAUGAACAACCAGACUGUAGAGAAGAUAGAAAUUCCGAAAGCAUUCAGGCACAUUUAAUAAGAGAAGAAACGGACUUUUGUGAUGACUUUAGUGAUGAUGAUAUUCUGGAAACUUCCAUGAAAAAAUGUGACAGAAGGAAGCCUUGCAAUGCAAAUAAUUCAGUGGUGACCAAGGGACAGCUUUCCUUAAUGCAGUGUGGAUUCUCUAAGUUGUUGCAGAGAGAAGUUGGAACUACCAAAGAAGAGGAGAAUAAUUACAACUCUCAUCAUUCCAGUUCUGAUGAUCAGACUUUAAGAACAAAUGUCAAUAGCAAGCACAGUGAUUUUCAGAAAUGUCAAAGCCAUGUGUCUGUUUUGGAGCAUGGGAACACUGCUCCGUCACCAGAUGGAACUGAUAAACAAAAUAUGCGUAGUACAGACUGGCUUGUUUUAUCAGGCUCUGAGGAGGAAGGGGACGUAGAAAGUGAUGAUCAAGGCAUUUCAAAGCACAGUGAUACAGUCAUGGAUAUUGAAAACAGUUCUGAAGAUGAUGAUGAUGUCAUCUUUCCUACCCAAGUUUCAGCAUGCCAGCAACCACUGCUUAGUAAAAAAGUUGAAUUAUGCAGGUCACCAUCUGUAAAUUUUGAAGAGUUAGCAAAAGAAAAACAGGGGUUUGUAUUUAAGGAAGACAGUAGGCAGUUUGGAUUCCAUAACAGUGAGUCAAAUUUCAGCAAAACUAUGUCUUUUGAAGACAUCAAGAACAGCACAAGAGAAUUGAAAGGAGCAAGUGACAUAAGUGAUGAGUCCGAUGAUAUUGAGAUUUACCAUAAUUCUAAAUUGAGAAAGUCAAGAACUUUUAGCUUUCCGAAAUGGAAAGAAAGAUAUGCCCAUAACAACAGACAAGAUAAUGUCUCAAAACCUCAGCUACAAACAAAGAAGCCCAAUAAAAAAGAAAAGGAAAGUGAUUCUCAGAAUAUAGAUGAAUUUUCAUCCUCUGAAGACAACUUGCCAGGUGAGAAAACACAUGCCAGAAAGCAAAACUAUACGCAUAAAAACCAGAGAGACAGAGUUCGGUUUGGGCCUAAAAUACUCUAUCGUAUUCAAGAUACCUCUGUUGCACAAAUGAAAUCUAGCAGUUACACUGUGUGUAGAACUUCUGCAAGUAAAACUGAAUUUGAACAUCAAGAGCAGAAAGUGGAAUCAAUGGACAGAUAUUUAGAUGGUGUCCCAGAAGUGGCAUAUAUUCAUUCAAAUCAGAAUGUGGUUGGAUCCAGCAAGGCUGAGAAUCACUUGAGCCGGUGGGCAGUACGAGAUGUAUUUGAGUUGAAGCAGUUUUCCCAGCUCCCUGCUAAUGUAGCAGUCUGUAGUGCCAAGCCACAGAGGAUGGGAGGAGGAGAAGGCUCAAGUGGAGGUCUAAUAAAUUACUUUUGUGAUUUGGUUUUUGGAGUGGUUUUUACAUUGGCCAGCUCUGAAAGAGCUGGGAAUUACGCAGCACAGCACCCUCUGUGGGAUUUUUCUGUGAGAGAAAUGGUAGGAUUAGAGAUUGGGUGUUUGAAAUCAAAUUCUAUGCUAUGUUUUUCUGAUUUGAGGCUUGAAAAAACAAGUUUUCUCAACUUAGAUCCACUUAACAAAAAUCCAGUUGCCACAGUACAUGCUGGAAUCUCUGUAGCAUAGAAAGUCAAACAUAAAUCAGUUUGCAGGUUUUCCUUGGGGGGGCGUGGAUGGGGGGAACAAAGGGGACAGAUGCAGAUUUAGUAUAAGUAAAAUUGUCUAUGCUUAAUGUCUGAAAUGUAAAACUAGAGUUUACUGGGAGUGCUCAUUUUCAGCAACAGAUACGUUUUAUGCUUUUCGUUGGUCAUGCAUCUUGUUUAAUUACAUUUAGAAUACAUACAAAUCUGGAAUAAAUUCAGGUACAGCUUUCAGAUUUUUGUUCUUAUUACAUAGUGGUUUUAAUCUACUCUGAUUAUCUGGACACUUUGUUGUUUGCCUUGUAAUAAACAUUUGCAGUUUCCUACACUGAUUCUUAAGAUAAACCACAAGCGUAGAGUAAGUAAUUGGUGAGUGUGCAGUUUAGUCUUUACAAACAUGUUAGCAAUCACUAUAGAAAUUGUAGACAUACGACUGUUUUUCUGGGGUGCCAAACAUCCACCGUGGGUAGAAGAGUUUCUUCCAGUGUUGUUGAUGUACUGUAU
This is a messenger RNA of Strigops habroptila (Kakapo), 4686 nucleotides long. RefSeq names its product ERCC excision repair 6 like 2 (gene ERCC6L2). Gene Ontology annotation, molecular function: ATP binding; ATP-dependent chromatin remodeler activity. Bases 365 to 4168 code for a protein of 1267 amino acids. NCBI's taxonomy places the organism in Eukaryota, Metazoa, Chordata, Aves, Psittaciformes, Psittacidae. The transcript is spliced from 18 exons. The record is from RefSeq and is a predicted model, not a curated record.